Messenger RNA from Cadophora gregata, 2565 nucleotides. RefSeq lists its product as uncharacterized. The record is from RefSeq and is a predicted model, not a curated record. NCBI's taxonomy places the organism in Eukaryota, Fungi, Ascomycota, Leotiomycetes, Helotiales, Ploettnerulaceae. The transcript is spliced from 2 exons. The coding region runs from base 748 to 2565 and encodes 605 amino acids.
CUUAAGCUAUGCGACCAAUCGUUUGCUAGCGCUACGAGAACUUCGAUCCAUCCAACAGUGACAUCUGAGCCAGAAUUCCAAUCUUACACUUCAUCCUCCACCAAAUUUCGUAUCAGAGGGCCUCUCGAACUCCAUGAACCACCAUUCAUGAUCCAGGUACAUCUUUGUAUUACAAGGGGCUAUCUAAUUGAAUUGGAUGCCACCAAGACUAUGUCAUUAGCGCACGGCAGGUAAGCUGGCCUCCUCGUGCAUUCACUCCAAGCAGUUGCAAGCACCUUCCACUACGCAGUUUCCAUACAAGCUGUCGCGAAAUUACCCUUUAUUAUUAGGUAGCAAUGAGCAUAACUGACUUUCCUUGGAUGAGUGGGCGAAUUUGAUAAACUUUCUCAUUGGUCAUUCCUCUCUCGAUAUACCAUUGCUAACGAGUCGAUGAGAUUAAGUUAUAUCAGAUAUCUUCGUUAUCUCCUCCCAGCCAAGACAGAAUUUGAUACAUAUAAGACUGUGCAAAUCUGGCCCCUCUGACUCGGCCCUUGUUCUCUCAGCUUGCAACACAGAUGCUAUAUUCGCAGCCUUGCAUGAAAAGUCAGCCUUGUGGUUGUCAAGCAUGUUUUGCGAAAUUUCCAAGACCAUUAGCGCCAAGCUCCACAAAGACGUCUACUUAUCCGCCGGGCUGCUGCCCAAACCGAGAUCUGAAACAGUUCGGAAGCUGUAUUGUGUGCUAGGUACAAUUCAUAUUUGAGCUUCAACAUGUUCGAACCACUUGAUCAAGGGCAAAUUCGACUUCUUAACAUCCUGCCAGGAACAGGACGAGAUAUCGUAUGCGAACUUCAAGUUGUAACACUGACGUCUUGUGCGGAAAAGUACGAGGCACUUUCUUAUACUUGGGGCAGUCAAGACUUUGAAUUUGAUAUCAUAAUCAGUUAUGAGUCUUAUCCUGUCACAGCGAACCUUCAUGGCGCCCUGAAGCACCUUCGACACAAUAGUGAAACGGCACGAAUAGUAUGGAUUGAUGCUAUUUGUAUAAAUCAAAGAGAUUCCAAAGAACGUACGACUCAGGUCAAUAUGAUGGCUGACAUCUAUCGAAACGCCGACUUGGUGAUCAUGUGGCUUGGAGAGGAAAUCAGUAUCGAUGGGAUAUCCACUGAAAGUGCAGCUUUCGCCCUUCUCAAGCAGAUCCAAGAAGUUUUUGAUGAGCACGGCCUCGUGGAGCUGGACUUCCAGCUUACCGGGCCUACCGGCUUCCCAUGCCCAGGUUAUGGACUACCGUACACUCAAACAGUGGAUUGGAUUCGGCUAUCACGAGUUUUUGCCAAGCCAUACUUCGAGAGAAUUUGGAUAAUUCAGGAGGUCGUUAAGGCAAGGAAAGCUAUAUUGGCAUGCGGUUCAGCAACCGUAGAUUGGGAAAUUGUUAGGAAUUUCGCACGGAGUGUACAGAAAGGUGGCUGUAUUGGAAAUUUGGAAUUUACUAUGUCGGCGCCUGGGAUUGUUUCUAUCAACGCCAUGGCAGAUCUCAAAGAAGGGAAGGGCAUCGAUCUUAUUCAGCUUCUCGUCAAGACAAGCGGUUACAAGGCGACGAAAGAGGUGGACAAGGUCUUUGCGCUUAUGAAUUUGGCAUCGGAUUCUGAAGAUGUGGGAGUUCGGGUCGAUUACUCCCUAGAAGAUCAGCCAUUCAGAGUCUGGGAGACUCUUGCUUUGUACAAUCUGACUGUGCGCCUAAAUCUUCUAUGUCUGUCUAACGCAGGUAUUAGAGCUUCGACUGGUCAGUCGCAAUCUUGGGUUGCAGAUUACCAAGAUAUUGGCAGUGCCUGUUUAGCACUUCACGGACAAGACCACUUCAGAGCAUCAGGGAACACGCAGGCACUGAUCACUGUAUCUGAUGACAAAAAGGUGCUCACAGUAGAAGGAUACAUUGUGGACAGUAUUGCUAUUAUAGCGCCAGAAGUCCCACCAGCCAUACCAAAGGCAGUCAGAUCUCAGACUGGGCCUCUCAUCUGGUUGACCAAAAACGAAGACCAAGAACGCGCAGUAUGGCAGGCGGCUGUACUCAUGGACUGCCUUGAGAUUGCCAAGUCUGCACACAAAUACCCAGACGGGCUCGCCCGAGAGAAAGAGUUGGCAAGGACUAUGUGUUGUGACCUCCUCAUGACAGACGAGAGAGCCAACAUUGAUCGUGCUCAUCAAGUUCACCAGUGGACGAUAAAAACGAUGCAGACAUAUGUGCUACAGCCCAUACCAGAGGACCCUGACGAGCUUCGAGCUCUCCAGCUAGAGCUAGAGAAGUCGAAGCCGGUCGGGGUUAGGAUGGAGGAGAUCAUGAAUUCAUUUGCUUCGUUCUGUUCAGGGAGGAGCAUUUGUGCGACUGCGGGAGGUGAUCUUGGCCAGGUGCCGUUUGGAACUCGACCUGGAGACCUGGUUUGUAUACUCAAAGGUGGCAUAGUACCAUUCCUUCUAAGAGAAGACGGGGAAUACUAUCGACUCGUGGGAGAAUGCUUCAUGAAUGGGAUUAUGUAUGGUGAGGCACUUGACAGCCAGAACAUAGUCGAGCAAAGCUUCAAGAUCAGAUGA